UAAUCUCUGGCAGCUGCAGUUAUAGGUCAUAUGGAAUAGGUGUCACUAGUUUAGCGACAUCUAUUUCGAGAUAACCUUCAAGUGAUUUUGUCAAAUUAUUGAUAACAAGACGGCUUUAUCAGAGAGUUAUUGUGUAGUUUAGUCGUCGUUAAUUACCAAUCUCGUAUUAUUACGUCGUUAAAAAUGAGUUCUCUUAAUAGAAUAUUAUUUUCAUGUAAAUCUAUAUCAAACAAUGCAAGGGUGUUUUCUACGAGUACAAGAUUAAACGCAGAUGAUGGAUGGUUUUCGAAACUCCUGGUGCGAAGAAUUGAGCCCACUAAGGAAUCACACAGUCGUAUGCUUAGUGACAAGGAGAUAAUUUAUGCUCUUCAAACACACAACAUAAGACCUGAUUCUAUGGAUAGAUAUUUGCAAAACUAUAAGCAAGCAGUUGACUUCAUACACUCACACAAAGAAGACAUUGGCUGUGAACUAGUUGGAUCAUGGACUGUAUCUGUAGGAGACAUGGACCAGGCCCUACACCUGUGGAGAUAUGUAGGAGGUUUUGAGAAAAUUGACAAGGCUAAAAUAUUGUUUAAGCAGGAUCCUGAUUAUAGUUCAUUGGAGAAAGAGCGCGGCACUUUGGUUCGAUCGAGGCAUCUCCAGUAUUUAUUAGCUUUCAGUUUCUGGCCAAACGGCGAACCACGCGAACCAAAUAACAUUUAUGAAAUACGUUCUUACAGUUUGAAACCGGGCACGAUGAUCGAAUGGGGUAACAACUGGGCGAGAGGCCUCACCUACCGUCGCUCUCAAAACGAAGCUUUCGCUGGAUACUUCUCGCAGAUCGGCAGACUUUACAACGUGCAUCAUAUUUGGUGCUACAAGAAUUUGCAAGCCCGUCGUGAAACCCGUGAGAGUACGUGGCGCAACCCGGGCUGGGACGAGUGUGUAGCGUACACCGUGCCGCUCAUCAGGGAGAUGCACUGCCGAAUCCUCGAGCCCACUGUAUUCUCCCCUACGCAAUAACGUAUCAAGCGCAACAAAUAUUUCUCUAAAUAGAUAUAUUUAGGCUUCACUGCCUUGUAAGUCCAGAUUUCAUACUAACGCAAGCAAUACCUCAGGGACCUAUCGAAAUGAAAUGAAAUUGCUUAUAAAUUAUUUACAAAUAUUAAAAUUAAAAAAAGCAAUAUUUGAAACAUAAAUAAUGAAUUUUCGAUGCAAUAUCAAAUCGAAGUUAUUGCAAGACUCCGCAAUUUUUUCGAUCGAUACAAUCAAAUCAAAAACCAUUAAGCACAACACUAUCUGGGCUUUCCACAUUGAGCCUAAUUAUUCCAGUACCACAUAGGUAUUUAUCAAGAAAAUAUGGAAAUUGAGGCUCAAUGUGAGAGGACUGCUUUAUUGUGUAGUGUGUAGUCUAAGCCAGUAUCUUAUUUUAUAGCAUUUUUUAUUCAUGUAAAAAUCUUUGAUCAACGAUGAAUGAGGCAAAUGUGAUAGCCAAGGACGCACCGACAACGGGCUAGUAAGAAAAUCUUCUGCUAGUACAUCAACUUCAAUUUGGUCACACAUAAUAAUAUGUUGCAUCGAGAGCCAUGGGCUGUCAAAGCAAAGUGAGUCUUAGCAACAUAUUAGGAAUAGAAUUCGCGAAGAUGCCGGAAGAGCUUAUGCGCCCUGUGUUACCUAAUUGGGUAUAUCUGAAAGGGUAUAAUUGCAUAUUGUUUCAUUUUGUUUAUGUAUAUGUAUUUACAUUAUAUUAAGUAGAUUUUAUAAACGAUAUUAAGUGUUUGAUUUAUAUUCUUUCAUGCAGUAUUGGAACUUGUUCUGUUAUUGCGACUUACCUUGAAGAUGCAUUUUAUAUGCUUAGUUGGAAGUUGGUAUGCAUAAAAUAAAUACAAAUCUAGUUUC
Manduca sexta (tobacco hornworm) is the source of this 1881-nucleotide messenger RNA. RefSeq names its product protein NipSnap (gene Nipsnap). The record is from RefSeq and is a predicted model, not a curated record. The coding region runs from base 184 to 1005 and encodes 273 amino acids. The transcript has 6 exons. Gene Ontology annotation, cellular component: mitochondrion. Lineage: Eukaryota; Metazoa; Arthropoda; Insecta; Lepidoptera; Sphingidae.